Messenger RNA from Parus major (Great Tit), 780 nucleotides. Its product is annotated as visinin-like. The record is from RefSeq and is a predicted model, not a curated record. The annotation marks the transcript as partial. Gene Ontology annotation, molecular function: calcium ion binding. Lineage: Eukaryota; Metazoa; Chordata; Aves; Passeriformes; Paridae. The transcript has 4 exons.
UGGGGGGGGCCCUCAGCGCGGCGGGCGGGCGGCGGCGGCGGAAGAGGGACCGCGCUGCCGGGGGAGGGGGAGAGGGGGCGACCCCCGGCCUCCCCCCGCCCGAGGGGUCACCUCAACACCGCGGGGACCCCCCUCAAAGCCCAGGGGACACCCCCGGGAAGCCGCUUCCUGCUCGGGGCCGGCCCGGCAGCGCCGGGGCCCAGCCCGGCGCCAUGGAGCCCCGAGCCGGCGCCUGGCAGACGUCGAACGCGGAGAACCUGCCCCCGCAGACGCUGCGGCUGCUGUGCAGGGAGGUGUCGCUGCUCAGCGCCGACCCCCCCGACGGCAUCAAGGUCUUCCCCAACGACGAGGACGUCACCGACGUCCAGGUGGCCAUCGAGGGGCCAGGCUCUUCCUCCUCCUCCUCCUCCUCCUCCUCCUCCUCCCCGCGGGGGCCUCUCCUCGCCCGCCAUGGGCAACGCCAAGAGCGGGGCGCUGUCCAAGGAGGUGCUGGAGGACCUGAAGACGAGCACGCGCUACUCGGAGGAGGAGCUGUGCCGCUGGUACGAGAGCUUCCAGCGCCAGUGCCCCGACGGCCGCAUCAGCCGCGCCGAGUUCGAGAAGAUCUACGGCACCUUCUUCCCCAACUCGGACCCGCAGGGCUACGCCCGCCACGUCUUCCGCAGCUUCGACACCAACGACGACGGCACGCUGGAUUUCCGGGAGUACAUCAUCGCCCUGCACCUCACCUCGUCCGGAAAGACCCACCUCAAACUCGAGUGGGCCUUCUCGCUCUUCGAC